Hemibagrus wyckioides is the source of this 4086-nucleotide messenger RNA. It is a transcript of the gene fsd1, whose product is annotated as fibronectin type III and SPRY domain containing 1. The record is from RefSeq and is a predicted model, not a curated record. Gene Ontology annotation, molecular function: protein binding. Bases 150 to 1637 code for a protein of 495 amino acids. The transcript is spliced from 13 exons. Lineage: Eukaryota; Metazoa; Chordata; Actinopteri; Siluriformes; Bagridae.
UACCGGCGAUGACGUCACCCCGCACCUCUGAGCUCUGUGCUCUAUAACAGCAUCAUCCGCAGGAUCUGGGGGAGAAGAAAUAAAUAAAUAAAUAAAGACAUUAUUUUAUCUUUCCAAGGCAUCGGACGCCGGAGUCACGGUGCUGCGACAUGGACGAGCAAAAGGAGUCUCUCCAAAAAAUCGUCAACACGUUGGCGCUGAAAAAUGAGGAGAUUCAGAACUUCAUCUGCUGCCUGAAGCAAAAUCUACAGAACCUGGAGGCAAACUCCACCCGUGUUCAGGAGGAUCUGGAGUCAGAGUUCAGCUCUCUGCAUGCCGUUCUGGAUGAGCUGAAGGAGGGAAUGAUGACCCGAAUCAAGCAGGAGCGAGCCAGUCGCACUUACGAUUUUCAGAAUCAGUUGAGCGCCUGUACAAAGGCCCUGGAAAGUUCUGAGGAGCUGCUGGAAAUGGCCAAUCAGACGCUCUGCUCAUCUGAGAUGGAUGGCUUCGCUCAGGCGGCUAAAGACAUAAAGGAUAGUGUUACCAUGGCCCCAGCCUUUCGUAUCUCUCUGAAAGCUAAAGCGAGUGACAGUAUGAGCCACCUGAUGGUGGACUUCACUCAGGAGCGAGAGAUGCUUCAGGCUAUCAAAUUUCUCCCAGUUCCUGCUACUCCGGAGAUCGUAGAGUCUGAGUGUCAGGUGUGUGAUAACUCCGUCACAGUGCUCUGGACUUUACCGGAACCGGACUCUAAAAUCGACCACUACAUCCUUGAGUACCGGAGAACGAACCACGAGGGGCCUCCACGCGCUCGAGAGGAGCAUCCCUGGAUGGUGGUGGAGGGGAUUAAAGAGACACAGUUCACGCUCACAGGUCUUCGCUUCGACACACGCUACAUGACAUUUCGGGUGAAAGCGUGCAAUAAAGCUGUAGCAGGAGAAUUCUCCGAGCUGGUUACUCUGGAGACAUCUGCGUUUGUGUUUAAGCUGGACUCGGGUUCGGCUCACCAGAACCUGAAGGUGGAGGACCUGAGUGUGGAGUGGGACAGCAGCGGAGGGAAAACGCCCAUCCAGGACAUCCGCAAGGAAAAGAACAGAACCAGCUCUCCUAUGCACUCUCCGGCCAGGACGGCCAUGAUGUCUCCGAAGAGAGCACCGUCAGCGCGGGUGGGUCGAGACCGCUUCACGGCCGAGUCCUACACCGUCCUGGGUGACACCAUGAUUGAUUCAGGGCAGCACUACUGGGAGGUUCGCUUCGAUAAAGAGAGCAAGGCGUUUGCCGCGGGCGUGGCGCUGCGCUCUCUCGGACGAUUCGAUCAGCUGGGGAAGAGCGGCGCCUCCUGGUGCAUCCAUCUCAACAACUGGCUGCAGCAGAGCCUCAGCGCCAAGCACAACAACAAGGCCCGCACGCUGGACUGCCCCAUCCCUGACCGCAUGGGCAUCUACUGCAACUACGACGAGGGCACACUGUCUUUCUACAACGCCAAAACUAAAAGCCUCCUGCAUACCUUCAGGGCCAAGUUCCAGCAGCCGGUUAUUCCAGCUUUUAUGGUGUGGAACGGGAGCUUCUCGGUUCAGAUGGGUCUUCAGGUUCCCACCAUAGUGCAGUGUGGUCAGAAAAGGAGCAGCAACGCCAGCAGCUCCAACGCCAGCCUUACCUAGACCUCUACUCGUCCUCCUCCGCUCGUCUUCCUCCACUGCUUCGUAGAACUGUCGCCUGUCACUCAGGCUCUUAGAGGCAGCGGAAACUCCCCAAGUUUUUACCCCGGAUGUCUGGAAAUGGAGAGAGAGAAAAAAAGUGAGAGAAGCAGUGUCUCUAUCUCUCUGUGCCUUUCAGUCUUCUCGUUUCAUCCAUGAACACAGACUUACACACAGCAGUGUGGCUGAAAUCACCGUGCAGCUUCACUACACUCCUGUCAACUCUCUCGUCUUGCUGAGGACAAACCUGAGGUGACAUUCGGACUGGUCAAGAUUUGACAUGUUUCUCACACGUCCACAAAAUAUUUGUCAGAUACAUGGAAAACAGAUUUCUGUGGACACGUUUGUGAGGUUACAGUGGGAAUGAAGGUUUCUCUGAAUGCGAGAGCAUUAUUUAGUGAAUGUUAGUGUUUGUGUGAAUGCGAGAGCAUUAUAUGAGUGAAUGUAGUGUUUACGUGUGAAUGUGAGUGCAUUUCAUGAAUGUCAGAGUGUGAAAGCGAGAGCAUUAUGAGUGAAUGUUAGUGUUUACGUGUGAAUGUGAGUGCAUUUCAUGAAUGAAUGUCAGAGUGUGAAAGCGAGAGCAUUAUGAGUGAAUGUUAGUGUUUACGUGUGAAUGUGAGUGCAUUUCAUGAAUGAAUGUCAGAGUGUGAAAGCGAGAGCAUUAUGAGUGAAUGUGUUGUUUUUGUGUGUGUGAAUGCGAGAGCAUUGUUUGAGUGAAUGUGUUGUUUUUGUGUAAAUGCGAGAGCAUUAUUUGAGUGAAUGUUAGUCUUUUAGUGUGAUUGCGAGAGCAUUUUAUGAAUGUGGGUGUUUGUAUGAAUGCGAAAAUAUUUUUUCUAAUGAAUGUUAGUGUUCGUGUGAUUGUGAGAGCAUUCCAUGAGUAUAUGUAGAGUAUUUGUGUGAGUGAAUGUGAGAGCACUGUGUGAGUGAAUGUGAUGUUUUUGUGUGUGAGAAUGCGAGAGCAUUGUUUGUUUGAGUGAAUGUGAUGUUUUUGUGUGAAUGCGAGAGCGUUUUGUGAGUGAGUGCAAGUGCAUUUUGUGGGCAUAUGCGGUAAAAUUCAGUGCGAGUGUUGAAACGCAAGUGCAUUUUAUCUGAGGUACAGUCUAAUGGUGAAUAUGAAUCGUUUUUUAAUUUCGGGUCAAAUUGUGAAAGUGAGCGUCUUUUUGUUGGUGUUUGUUUUUGUGUGAAUGCGAGAGCAUUUUGUAGGUGUAUGUCUGAAGUUAAAUUGCGAAGGCAUCCGUUCCGUGCGAGUGUUUUGUGAGUAUAUCGGAGUUAAAUUUGCGAGCAGGUGAGAGGUGAACUUGUGAAAUUGAGUGCUGUUUUGUGUGAAUGUGAGAGCAAUUUAUGGGCACAGGUCUGAAACGAAUGCUCUCACAUGCAUUUGUACACACGUGAAAGGUAAAUGUGAAUUUAAGAGCAUUUUAUGUGAUUUGUGAGAUUUUGAGAGUGUGAGGGAUAGAAUUUGAUGAACAGCCUGAAUGCCACCUCACAACAAACCAAAAUAUUAUAUAUCUAUAUUUUCAUUUCUUUUUAAUGAACUGAUUUCAGUCAUGUGUGGCUUUGUUUUAACGGCGUUUCACACUGAAUGUCUUUGAUCAUGGGGGUUAAUUGUAAUUCUGACGCUUCUCCAGUCAACCAUGUGUUCCAUUCAGAGACAGUUUAGCACAUGAGCUUAAUGAAUGCUAGUAGUAAAACGCUUCCUAUAGAAUAUAUACAACAUUAUUGUGCCAGCAGACGUCCAUGUGGAGGGACUGUGUGUGUGUGAGAGAGAGAGAGAGAGAGAGAGAGAGAGAGAUAGAUAGAGUGAGUGUGUGUGUGUGAUUGUGUGAGUGAGUGUGUGAGUGAGUGUGUGAGUGAGUGUGUGAGUGAGUGUGUGAGUGAGUGUGUGAGUGAGUGUGUGUGUGUGUGUGUGUGAGUGUGUGUGUGUGAUUGUGUGAGUGAGUGUGUGAGUGAGUGUGUGUGUGAGUGAGUGUGUGAGUGAGUGUGUGAGUGAGUGUGUGAGUGAGUGUGUGAGUGAGUGUGUGAGUGAGUGUGUGAGUGAGUGUGUGAGUGAGUGUGUGAGUGAGUGUGUGAGUGAGUGUGUGUGUGAGUGUGUGUGUGAGUGAGUGUGUGAGUGAGUGUGUGAGUGAGUGUGUGAGUGAGUGUGUGAGUGAGUGUGUGUGUGUGUGAUGAUGUACCAUAGUGUAUUGCUGCCUUUCUCCUCUGAAGAUGAACAGGUCGUACUUGUUUUUUUUUGUUUUUUUGCACACAGGACAAAAGUGGACUAUUCUAGUUUCCUCCACAAAUAUGUACAAUAUUUUAUCAUGUCUUUGGGAGUAUGUGCGUAGAGAUCACGUUACUGAAUAUUACGCUCAGAGGUCACCUUACUGAAUAUUCCGCUCUGCUGACCGAACGCUUGGACGCUCUUUUUUUUUUU